Messenger RNA from Staurois parvus, 352 nucleotides. NCBI's taxonomy places the organism in Eukaryota, Metazoa, Chordata, Amphibia, Anura, Ranidae. The record is from the annotation of a GenBank genome assembly.
UGUCCGCAGUCUCUGGUCAUCCCCUGUACUGUGUCCGCAGUCUCUUGGUCAUCUCCUGUAGUGUGUCCGCAGUCUCUGGUCAUCUCUUGUACUGUGUCCGCAGUCACUGGUCAUCUCUUGUACUGUGUCCGCAGUCACUGGUCAUCUCCUGUACUGUGUCCACAGUCUCUGGUCAUCUCCUGUACUGUGUUCGCAGUCUCUGGUCCUCUCCUGUACUAUGACCGCAGUCUCUGGUCAUCUCCUGUACUAUGACCGCAGUCUCUGGUCAUCUCUUGUACUAUGACCGCAGUCUCUGGUCAUCUCUUGUACUAUGACCGCAGUCUCUGGUCAUCUCCUGUACUGUGUCCGCAGU